UAACAAUAAAUGGCCCAUUUAAGGAGAAUUUGCAUUCAUGUUGUUAAAAAUCGUUUUUUUUUUUGUAUUCCAGUCCUAUGUGAAGUUUAUGAAAGCAUUUUUAUUACCUCACUCUUUUUUUCGCUUUAGCAAUGGCGUCUUGUAGCUUUGAUAUACUUUUCAUACCGUAGUCUCCAAAGAGUCAUAUCGUACUAUUCGCUUCGUUUGCUAUUGCCAUCGCUUCCAUUUCUCAUCGCCUCGUUACAUUAACAUUUUCCAGAAUUGACUGACUCAUAUCGUGCCAUAUUAGAAUUUCGAUGGCGGACGACUAUCAAGUGCAAUCAAAUGGAGGAGAUGCAAUUAGAAAACCGCUUUUGGAGUUAUACGUGAAGGCUUCCGGCAUCGACAGUCGAAGGAUUGGUGCAUGUCUAUUCUGCCAGGAAUUCUGGAUGGAGCUGUAUGCAUUGUACGAAAUUGGCGUGGCUAGGGUUGAGGUAAAAACAGUGAAUGUCAACUCUGAGGCUUUCAAGAAGAAUUUCCUUGGUGCACAGCCGCCCAUUAUGAUUGAGGAGGAAAAAGGUGCCACAUACACAGACAAUCGUGAAAUUGAAGGACGAAUCUUUCAUUUGGCCAAAGAGUUCCAAGUACCUCUAUUUGAAAAAGAUCCAGUCGUCGAAAAACGAAUAGAGAGCUUGUACAGGAAUUUCAAACUUUUCCUUCGUGCCAAAGCUGACUAUGACAAAGAAAGGCGAGAGAUAUCGAGUAUUGAGUCACUCCCUCCACAAAUCAAAACGCAUUGUAAUCGUGUGGUAGAACAGCUAGGAGGAAUCGAUCAGUUACUAGCAGAUCGAGGAACUCGUUAUCUUCUGGGCAAAUCCAUGACUGAAUAUGAUUGUGAAUUGAUGCCCAGAUUACAUCAUAUGCGCAUUAUUGGACAAAGAAUGCUCAAUUUUGACUUCCCUCACUUUCUAACCCAUCUGUGGAACUACGUACUGACAGCCUAUCGAACAGCUGCGUUUAUUGAGAGUUGUCCAGCCGAUCAGGACAUUUUGCACCAUUACAAGGAGCAACUGAACAUGGUCACGAAUCAACGCGAGACGUUGCAGAAAAUGGGUUUGGAUCAGAACUGA
Messenger RNA from Cylicocyclus nassatus, 1109 nucleotides. NCBI's taxonomy places the organism in Eukaryota, Metazoa, Nematoda, Chromadorea, Rhabditida, Strongylidae. The record is from the annotation of a GenBank genome assembly.